Messenger RNA from Rhodotorula graminis WP1, 942 nucleotides. RefSeq lists its product as uncharacterized. Gene Ontology annotation, molecular function: translation elongation factor activity; ribosome binding; RNA binding. The coding region runs from base 13 to 492 and encodes 159 amino acids. NCBI's taxonomy places the organism in Eukaryota, Fungi, Basidiomycota, Microbotryomycetes, Sporidiobolales, Sporidiobolaceae. Gene Ontology annotation, biological process: positive regulation of translational elongation; positive regulation of translational termination. The transcript has 4 exons. The record is from RefSeq and is a predicted model, not a curated record.
CAGACCUCCAUCAUGUCCGACGACGUGCAGCACCAGCAGACCUUCGACACGGCUUCGGCCGGUGCGUCGCUCACCUUCCCGAUGCAGUGCUCGGCCCUUCGCAAGAACGGCCACGUCGUCAUCAAGGGCCGCCCCUGCAAGAUCAUCGACAUGUCGACCUCGAAGACCGGCAAGCACGGUCACGCCAAGGUUCACCUGAUCGCCACCGACAUCUUCACCCAGAAGAAGUACGAGGACCUGUCGCCGUCGACGCACAACAUGGACGUCCCCCACGUCGUCCGCAACGAGUACCAGCUCGUCAACAUCGACGAGGGCUUCCUCAACCUCCUCACCCAGGACGGCGGCGAGAAGAACGACGUCAAGGUCCCCGAGGACAAGGUCGGCGACGAGAUCCAGAAGGCGUUCGACGACGGCGAGGACAUCAUCGUCACCAUCACGUCGGCCAUGGGCGAGGAGCACUGCCUCGGCUGGAAGCCCGCCCCCAAGUCGUAAACGGCGCCCGUUGCACCUCGUCCUCUUCACUGAGUCCCCGAGUCGCUGUCGGUCCCCUGUUUCGCGCACCCCUUUUCCCUGUUUCUGUUUCCCCCCGGCGAGUCGAGUCGAAGGGUGGGGGCGGUGUCGGUUGUCGAUGGGCGGUCCUGGGUCGGGUUCGGGCGAGUCGGCGGCGCGUCUCUAGCGACCGUCACUCCCCCCCUCCCUCGCUCUCUCUCGUCCUCCUCAAUCGACCACCUCUCUCGUCUCUCUCGUCCGCCUCCCCUUCUUUCUCUCCCUUUCCCCCUCUCUCUCCCCCCGCACCUCGCAUACCUCCCCCUUACCUACCUACCUACCUUCACACACGCCCCUCACCUCAGUUUGUCCUUGUUCGAUGGGUCGUCGGGCGGCGGUGGCGGCGCACGAUGGGAGAGUUGUUGACAACGAACAACCGUAGAAAGACCUGACGUG